Notodromas monacha is the source of this 657-nucleotide messenger RNA. The record is from the annotation of a GenBank genome assembly. NCBI's taxonomy places the organism in Eukaryota, Metazoa, Arthropoda, Ostracoda, Podocopida, Cyprididae.
AUUUAUUUAUUUAAAAAAUAAGAAUUAAUGAUGAACAACGUAAGAGAAGCUAUUCAUCCCCCUCCUUUUCCACCCCUAAUCCCCCACCCUUCAAAAGCUUCCUCUUAAUCGCUAGACUUGGGUUUCCCCACUUUCCCCCCAAAUGUUGGCCCUCCGAUGGUCAGCCCGGAGUCAGUGGAUGCGAGGAACGCGGUGCUCUACCAGGUGCUGCUGGUGCUCGCCGUCGUGAUCGGCGCCGUGGCGGCCCUGCUUUGCAUGCUAGUACUCAUCAGGUACUUGCUGGUUCAUCGACGCAAUUUCCUGCUCCGGAUGCACGCCCGGGAAUGCGGGCCGGGUCCGGGGAAUAAAUUCUGCUCCUACGGGUGUUUCACAUCGGACAUGAGACCCAGGGCCGAGGAUGAAGGUGUUGAAGUCAUCAUUGGUUACCCUUGGACUCGAGGCAAACGAGUAGAGAAUGCUAAGAGAAAUUUUUCGCACCGGAGCCUCGUGCAGUUCUUUCUUCUGGCGACAUCAAUGGCUUUUAAGACGCAUUCUUCUUUGGGCGUCCACGACCACGUCCGGGAACCUUUGGCUGUGGACAAUACGGAUAACAUUCCGAUGAGAAAAGAUCCGAAGAACAGUCAAUCCAUGAAUCUUAGGAAGACCAUAGUUGACUGA